Molecule: messenger RNA, 543 nt
Organism: Acanthocheilonema viteae
Lineage: Eukaryota; Metazoa; Nematoda; Chromadorea; Rhabditida; Onchocercidae
Source: the annotation of a GenBank genome assembly
AUGAACAAACUUUGGAAGUGGUUCACUGGAAAAAGGGAUGAGUGCUCAGUUACUUAUUCUCGAUUUGGUAUAGCUGCUCUCUAUUUAAUUAUACGCUUAGGUGAUAUUUUGGACGACCGUCCGCGACCAUCAACUAUUUAUAUCGCAGAAUUUGAUGAUAACGAUCCGAAAUUUAUAUUCUUUAAGCUUUGUCAUGCUCAAAAAGCUGCUGCGAUUGUUGCAGCAUUUGGUAUGUCAUUUAUCAUUCUCAUUUUCAUAUCUGUAUUUUUUGAAUUUGAUUGGUACAAUCACAAGACAGGAAUCGAUAUCAUCACAUUAGGAUUCAUGUUAAAGGCUGUAUGCCAAUGUCGUUAUUACCUUUCCUGUAAAGAAAUACAUUUAACUGCAUUGAAAGUUGCAGAAAGCAGUCGCACGAAAUAUCCUGGAAUUCAUGUUAUUUUUUCUUCGCCAGUACUUAAUAGCAGUUAUCCGGUAAAUAAUGCCAACAGUAGUGGAGUAGCUGAUGUAUCCACAAUCGAGCAAGGGAUUAAUUCGUCAUGGUAG